UUGUGUCUGCCGGUUUUCACCAUGCCUACUGUCAGUGUGAAGAGGGAUUUGCUGUUUGAAGCUUUGGGUCAAGUAUACACUGAUGAAGAGUUUGAUGCACUAUGUUUUGAGUUUGGUUUGGAACUGGAUGAAGUGACAUCUGAAAAGGAAAUUAUAAGCAGAGAACAAGGAGAUGGAAAAGCAGAGGGUGCAUCCGAUAUGAUAUUGUAUAAAAUCGAUGUUCCUGCCAACCGUUAUGAUCUCUUGUGCCUGGAAGGAUUGACCCGUGGUUUGCAGGUCUUUAAAGACAGAAUUGAAGCUCCAAAGUACACAAGAGUGGGGCCACCUAGUGGAGACAUGCAGAAAUUAAUUAUCACCAAAGAGACUGCACAAGUUCGCCCACAUGCUGUAGCAGCUGUCCUUCGUAACAUUAAGUUUACCAAGGAUCGCUAUGACAGUUUCAUUGAUCUACAGGAGAAGCUGCAUCAAAACAUUUGCAGGAAGCGAGCUUUGGUUGCAAUUGGAACCCAUGAUCUGGACACACUGGUAGGACCUUUUACCUAUACUGCAAAACCACCUUCUGAAAUUAAGUUUAAACCCUUAAACCAGUCAAAGGAAUACACUGCUUCAGAAAUAAUGGAUCUUUACAAGACGGACAGUCACCUUCGCCAUUAUUUGCACAUCAUUGAAGAUAAACCAGUUUAUCCUGUUAUCUAUGAUAGCAAUGGCAUCGUCCUUUCUAUGCCACCUAUUAUAAAUGGCGAUCAUAGUAAAAUAACACUCAACACACAAAAUGUUUUUAUUGAAUGUACGGCAACUGAUCGCACAAAAGCAAAAAUAGUGCUGGAUAUGAUUGUCACAAUGUUUAGUGAGUACUGUGAGAAAUCAUUUACAGUUGAAGCAGCUCAGGUAAUAUAUCCAAAUGAAGAAACAUGCAUUUACCCAGAGAUGAGGUAUAGAAAAGAAAUUCUAAGUGCAGAUUUUAUUAACAAGCAUGUAGGAGUCACUGAAACACCUGAAUCUAUUGCUAAACUGCUGAGUCGGAUGUACUUAAAGUCCAAGGUAAUAGGAAAUGGAGAAGAAAUAGAAAUUGAAAUUCCCCCCACAAGGGCAGAUAUCAUCCAUCCAUGUGACAUUGUAGAAGAUGCAGCAAUAGCCUAUGGUUACAACAAUAUCAAGAUGACCGUUCCAAAAGCAUACACUGUAGCUAAUCAGUUCUCGUUGAACAAAUUAGCUGAGUUGCUGAGGCAGGACAUGGCAGCUGGUGGAUUCACGGAGGCCUUGACCUUUGCCCUGUGUUCGCAAGAUGAUAUUGCUGGCAAGCUGGGCAAGGACAUAUCAGAAACGAAAGCAGUACAUAUAGCCAAUCCUAAAACAGCUGAAUUUCAGGUGGCUCGUACCACCCUGCUCCCUGGUCUGCUGAAGACAAUUGCAGCCAAUAGAAAGAUGCCACUGCCUCUGAAAUUAUUUGAAAUUUCUGAUGUUGUUCUGAAAGAUUCUUCCAAAGAUGUUGGUGCAAGGAACUCCAGACGCCUCUGUGCUGUGUACUACAAUAAGAAUCCUGGCUUUGAAGUGAUCCAUGGCAUGUUGGACCGUGUAAUGCAACUACUUGAAUUGAAUCCAGAAAAAGAGAAUGGGUACUACAUUCAGGCAGUAGAAGAUUCCACUUUCUUCCCGGGUCGAUGUGCCGAGAUCUUUGCUAAAGGUCAGAGCAUUGGCAAGCUGGGAGUUCUUCACCCUGAUGUUAUCACCAAAUUUGAACUGACCAUGCCCUGCUCCACUCUCGAAAUCGACAUUGAGCCCUUUCUUUAAACAACGAGAUUGCUUCUUAGUUCUUAUCACACUUUUUGUGUCCUUCAGUCAUUCUUGCAAAGAGUAGCUACUGACACUGUUCAACUGUAAAGAUAAAUAUUUAAUAAGGCAGAGGAUCCCAUGUCUGCUCUGUGGUUAAAUAUAUUUUCCCUUCUGUAAUUUUAUCUGUUUGCUUGAAACUUAAUAGUACAUUCUUCAGCAUAAACCAAUUGAAACUGUAAAUGUGUAAUGCUGCAAUUCAAUGCAACAUGUAAGCAUAAUAUUAGAAGUAAAAAAAAACAAAAUGUUGAUACACAGAGGUCUAGCUUACCUGCUGUAACAUGAAUCAUUGCUCUGAAACAAAAAUUACUCUGUUUCUGUAUAUUUAAUGGUAGCAAAUAUGAUCUAAAAUAAAUGCAUAUAUAAUGGAUAAAAUAGUUUUAGUAGGUGGCAUAAAGCCAACUUGAGGGUUUCCCCUGUUGAAUGUUAUAGUAGUGUAUGCAAAAGUGGCCAAUAGCUACCUUAAUCCAUUUUAUAAUGUAAAUAUGUGGAAUACCUAAAUCAUGUAAUGUCUGCCAGUCUGCAAUGAAUCAAUUAUUUUCUUUCUGCCCCUUAA
This is a messenger RNA of Chiloscyllium plagiosum (whitespotted bambooshark), 2386 nucleotides long. It is a transcript of the gene farsb, whose product is annotated as phenylalanyl-tRNA synthetase subunit beta. Gene Ontology annotation, cellular component: phenylalanine-tRNA ligase complex; cytoplasm. Gene Ontology annotation, biological process: phenylalanyl-tRNA aminoacylation. Gene Ontology annotation, molecular function: phenylalanine-tRNA ligase activity; magnesium ion binding; RNA binding. The record is from RefSeq and is a predicted model, not a curated record. Lineage: Eukaryota; Metazoa; Chordata; Chondrichthyes; Orectolobiformes; Hemiscylliidae.